Molecule: messenger RNA, 1719 nt
Organism: Myiozetetes cayanensis
Lineage: Eukaryota; Metazoa; Chordata; Aves; Passeriformes; Tyrannidae
Gene: OPN4
Product: opsin 4
Exons: 11
Coding region: 172-1719 (515 amino acids)
Biological process (GO): visual perception; G protein-coupled receptor signaling pathway
Cellular component (GO): membrane
Molecular function (GO): G protein-coupled receptor activity
Source: RefSeq, a predicted model, not a curated record
CUUAAAUUCAGAGGACAGCUCUUCUUUCUUGGUUUUUGCUUAGAUUUUGUUCACCUGAAUAAUCAGCCCAUCCAGAGGGGGAUCUCUUGUCCCUCUGAGGAAGCCAACAGCACCAAAAUUGUGGAGGCCUUCAAUGCAUGGAAUGACUCGGAAGCCAAUGCCUACACACUCAUGGAUCUGCCUCUUAGAGCCCCAACAAAGAUGACAGUGCAAGAUGUUCCUGAUGCCUUUCCUACAGUGGAUGUCCCAGACCAUGCCCAUUAUACGAUUGGAAUAGUCAUUCUUAUAGUGGGGAUCACAGGAACCCUGGGUAAUUCCCUGGUCUUCUAUGCUUUCUGCAGGACUAGGAGCCUUCGGACUCCAUCCAACAUGCUCAUCAUCAAUCUGGCUAUAAGUGACCUCCUGAUGUCCAUUACACAGUCUCCAGUUUUUUUCAUCAACAGCCUCCACAAACGCUGGAUUUUUGGUGAGAAAGGCUGUGAGCUGUAUGCCUUCUGUGGAGCUCUCUUUGGCAUUACAUCUAUGAUCACUUUGAUGGUGAUUGCCUUGGACAGAUAUUUUGUCAUCACAAAACCUCUGGCUUCUGUUGGAGUGACAUCUAAGAAGAAGGCCCUAAUAAUCCUGGUAGGAGUCUGGCUGUACUCUUUGGCUUGGAGUCUCCCACCCUUCUUUGGAUGGAGUGCAUAUGUUCCUGAGGGGCUGCUGACUUCCUGCUCCUGGGACUACAUGACUUUCACACCAUCAGUCCGUGCCUACACGAUGUUGCUUUUCUGCUUUGUCUUUGUCAUUCCUUUGAUUGCCAUCAUAUACAGCUAUGUCUUUAUAUUUGAGGCUAUCAGAAAGGCCAACAAGUCUGUUCAGACAUUUGGAAGCAAACAUGGAAGUAAAGAGUUCCAGAAACAGUAUCGGAGGAUGAAAAAUGAGUGGAAGAUGGCCAAAAUUGCACUGAUUGUCAUCUUGCUUUUUGUCAUUUCCUGGUCACCAUACUCUGUUGUUGCUCUGGUAGCUUUUUCUGGGUAUUCCCAUGCCCUAACACCCUACAUGAACUCCAUACCAGCUGUGAUUGCCAAAGCUUCUGUCAUCCAUAACCCCAUCGUUUAUGCCAUCACUCACCCCAAAUACAGAAGAGCCAUUGCAACACAUGUUCCUUGCCUUGGAUCCCUACUGAGAGUUUCUCCCAGAGACUCACGGUCUUCCAGCAGUUAUUACUCCUCCAGACGAGCCACCGUAACCAGCCAGUCUUCUGAGACAAGUGGGCUGCAGAAAGGAACAAGGAGACUGUCUUCUCUCUCUGACAGUGAAUCAGUCUGUACUGAAAUAGAAACUGAUACCCCCAGCAAGUUCUCCAGACUUGCCAGCAGGCAGACUUCCUAUGAAACAGAUAAAGACACAAUUCCAUCCAGUGACAUAAGAGCCAAGCCAAAAGUGAAGAGCCAGGAUUCUGGGAUCUGUGAGAAGACGUCGGUAGAUGCUGAUGACAUAUUGAUGGUGGAAUUGAAUGUCAGAGAGUACGUGGCUACACCUACUGAAGGUGAGAGCCUGAACAGUAUUGGACAAAGGAAAGGAGUGUCUUGCUAUGGAUCAUUGGCAGCUCAGAUACCCAGCAUUACAAUAACAUGCAGCAAUGUCCAAGGGGUAGAGCUGCCUUCCAGAUACAACUCUGGUUUCCUGUACCCUAAGACCAACAGUCACAAGCAGAACAAGAAGCCCAACAGCUAA